AUGUCAAGCAAUGCAAUCACUAUUAUUCUCUUGCUUCUCAAUAUCUCUCUGUUUCCUGCCACCUCUGCUCUGAACCAAGAGGGCCUCUCCCUACUUUCAUGGCUUUCAACCUUUAAUUCUUCUUCCUCUGCUACUUUUUUCUCCUCAUGGAAUCCAACUGACCAGGAUCCAUGCAAAUGGGAUUAUAUCAUAUGUUCCGGCAGCAGGUUUGUUUCCAAAAUCACAAUCACCUCACUCAAUGUUCCUACCAAUUUCCCAAGCCAGCUCCUCUCCUUCAACUAUCUUACCACCAUUGUAAUCUCAAAUGGGAACCUCAGCGGAGAAAUUCCACCCUCAAUUGGAAACUUGUCUUCACUUACCACCCUGGAUCUCAGCUUCAAUGCUCUAACAGGUAAAAUUCCACAGGAGAUAGGAAAGUUAUCCAAAUUGCAGUUAUUAUCACUGAAUUCCAAUUCCUUGCAUGGUGUCAUUCCAAAAGAAAUUGGAAACUGUUCACAGCUUCAACGACUUGAGCUGUACGAUAACCAGCUAUCCGGAAAGGUUCCUGCAGAAAUAGGCCAGUUAUCGGCUCUGGAAAUCUUCCGUGCAGGCGGGAAUCCUGGAAUUCAUGGGGAAAUUCCAAUGCAGAUAUCAAACUGCAAAGCACUAACUUUUCUUGGCCUUGCAGCUACGGGAAUCACGGGGCAGAUUCCAAGCAGCAUAGGACAACUAGAGAAUCUCCAAACACUUUCAGUCUAUACCGCAAACCUCACAGGUGCCAUCCCACCAGAAAUUGGUAACUGUUCAGCCUUGGAAAAUUUGUUUUUGUACGAAAACCAGCUUUCUGGUCAUAUUCCCGGUGAAUUUAGUCGGUUGAAAAGACUCAGAAGAGUUCUACUGUGGAAGAACAAUCUAACUGGAAGUAUUCCAGGUGCUUUAGGGAACUGUUCGCAUUUGAUAGUGAUCGAUUUCUCAAUGAAUCUUCUGAGUGGUGAGGUUCCUCCGUCUCUUGUAAAUUUAGUGGCAUUGGAGGAGUUUCUGCUGUCUGAGAAUCAUAUAUCAGGCAGCAUACCACCUUUAUUUGGAAACUUUUCCAGUUUAAAGCAACUGGAAUUGGACAACAACAGAUUUACUGGCAAGAUUCCACCUGUCAUUGGGAAACUAAAAGAACUUACUCUGUUCUUUGCCUGGCAGAAUCAGCUGCAUGGAAGCAUACCAACUGAGCUGGCCAAUUGUGAGAAACUUCAAGCUUUGGACCUUUCACACAAUCUCCUCAAUGGGAGUUCUUCCAACCAUAUUGGUAACUGCACCAACUUGAUCCGCUUACGGCUGGGAUCAAACAACUUCACAGGUCAAAUUCCAUCUGAACUUAGGCUCCUUCAUAGAUUGACCUUCCUUGAAUUGUCAGAAAAUCAAUUUAAUGGGGAAAUUCCUCCUGAAAUCGGAAACUGUACCCAGUUAGAAAUGGUUGAUUUGCAUGGCAACGAGCUCCAAGGCAUGAUUCCUUCAUCUUUCCAAUUCCUUACUGGUCUUAAUGUUUUAGACCUUUCCAUGAACAUGAUAGAAGGCGUGAUUCCUGAAAAUUUGGGCAAUCUGACAUCCCUAAACAAACUGGUCAUCAGUGGAAACCACAUUACAGGUUCCAUACCAAAAUCAUUCGGCUUCUGUAAGGAUUUGCAGCUGUUGGAUCUGAGCAGCAACAAUAUCACUGGCUCUAUCCCAGAUGAGAUCGGACGCUUGCAAGGUCUAGAUAUUCUCUUGAAUCUGAGUUGGAAUUCUCUGACAAGCCCCAUUCCAGAAAGCUUCUCAAAUCUCUCAAAACUUGCCAAUAUGGAUCUCUCCCACAAUAUGCUGACAGGAAGCCUGAAAGUACUGGGCAGUCUCGACAAUCUUGUGUCCCUGAAUGUCUCAUACAAUGACUUUUCAGGUCCACUUCCCAAUACUAAUUUCUUCAAAGAUAUUCCAUCAACUGCAUAUGAGGGCAACCCGAAGCUAUGCAUUAACAGAAAUGAGUGCCACUUGAACGGUAACCUGCAUGACAAGAAAUCCAUCAGAUAUCUAAUUGUUUGUGUUCUUCUUAGUGUGACUGCAACUAUAUUGCUUAUGCUUGCUGGAAUGGUUUUAUUCGUUAGAGUUGCUGGAAUCACAUUUGGGAUGGACAGUAAAGAAGAAAGUCAUUUGAUAUGGGAUUUCACCCCAUUUCAAAAGCUUAAUUUUUCUGUUAAUGAUAUUGUGACUAGACUAUCAGAUUCAAACAUCGUGGGGAAGGGUUGCUCAGGAAUGGUGUAUCGUGUGGAGACUCCGACAAAACAGGUCAUUGCAGUGAAGAAGCUAUGGCCGGUAAGUAAUGGCGAGCGUCCACAGAUCGACUUGUUUUCUACAGAAGUUCGUACUCUUGGAUCAAUUAGGCAUAAAAACAUAGUGAGGCUUCUGGGAUGUUGUAACAACGGAAAAACCAGACUGCUUUUGCUGUUCUUAGACUGGGAUGCAAGGUACAAGAUUGUACUGGGAGCAGCUCAUGGUUUAGCUUAUCUUCAUCAUGAUUGUAUACCUCCAAUAGUUCAUCGGGAUAUUAAGUCUAACAACAUCUUGGUGGGACCACAGUAUGAAUCUUUUCUAGCAGAUUUUGGCAUUGCAAAGCUUUUGAGUUCUCCAGAAUGCGGCAGAGCCUCCAACACAGUUGCAGGUUCUUAUGGCUACAUUGCUCCAGAAUAUGGAUAUAGUUUGAGAAUCACAGAAAAGAGCGAUGUGUACAGCUAUGGAGUGGUGCUCCUGGAGGUCCUAACCGGGAAGGAACCAAUGGAUAACAAGAUUCCGGAGGGUGCCCAUAUUAUCACUUGGGUCAAUAAGGAACUCCGAGAAAGGAAACGGGAAUUCACAUCAAUUCUUGACCAGCAGCUAAUAUUGAGAUCAGGGACACAAACCCAAGAGAUGCUUCAAGUGCUUGGGGUGGCUCUGCUCUGUGUUAAUCCUUGCCCAGAGGAAAGGCCAACAAUGAAAGAUGUAACAGCAAUGCUCAAGGAGAUCAGGCAUGAAAAUGAGGAUUGUGAAAAACCAGAUUUUCUUGGAAAAGGAGAUGCGAAAGCUACAGUCCACAGUUCCAGUUUUUCCAGGUCAUCUGAACCUCUAAUUGGAUCACCUUCUUGUUUUCCCACAAACCCCUAA
Molecule: messenger RNA, 3144 nt
Organism: Prunus armeniaca (apricot)
Lineage: Eukaryota; Viridiplantae; Streptophyta; Magnoliopsida; Rosales; Rosaceae
Source: the annotation of a GenBank genome assembly